GGGCUGAGGAUGAGGACGCACAACAUCAGGACAGUGUGUCUCAUCGUGUCUAUGGUCUUUUACCUGCUCAUAGGGGCCGCGGUGUUCGCUGCGCUGGAGUCCGAGAGGGAGAGCUCCAGGAAGAAGGCGGUGGAGCAGAAACUGAAGGAGAUGAAGGAGAAGUUCGGCUUCACGGACAGUGACUUCACUCAGAUCGAGACCGUGGCGCUUCGGUCUGAGCCGCACCGCGCGGGCCGCCAGUGGAAGUUUGCAGGAGCUUUUUACUUUGCCAUAACAGUCAUCACCACAAUAGGUUAUGGCCACACUGCUCCGUGCACCGAUGCAGGAAAAGCCUUCUGCAUGUUCUACGCCAUUUUGGGCAUCCCUUUGACCCUAGUGAUGUUCCAGAGUGUGGGUGAGCGCAUCAACACCUGCGUGCGGUUUGUAUUCAGUCGGGUUAAGCAUAGACUCGGCCUGCAGAAGACGGACGUGUCUAUGUGUAACAUGGUCCUCGUGGGUCUCCUCUCCUGCGCUUGCACACUUUGUAUAGGAGCAGCUGCCUUCUCUCACUUUGAAGGCUGGUCUUUCUUCAAUGCAUACUACUACUGCUUCAUUACUUUAACUACUAUUGGGUUUGGGGAUUUUGUCGCUCUGCAAGAGAAGGACGCUCUGCAGAAGAGAUACCCGUAUGUUUUAUUCUGUUUUACUUACAUUCUAGUUGGGUUGACAGUUAUAGGAGCUUUUCUCAAUCUAAUCGUUUUGAGGUUUUUAGCCAUCAGCAUUGAGGAGGAUGUAAGCAGUGAAAAUCAAAGUUCUGAGCCCAAAGAUACACGCGAUGGUCCAGAGUCAGAGGCACAGACCCAGAAUUUGCAGUGUAAGGAGGACACUCUAAAACUUCUAUGUUCCUGCCUGUGCUGUGAUGCUGAUUAUUAUAGCCCCGCCCACUUUGACCCCGAUGAAAUGGGAGGACACUGUAACCCUGUCUUCUACAACUCUAUCUCCUACAGAGUGGACCAGCUGCACAUUGUUCCAUCAACACCUCAGGAGAAGGUCAUCCAUCUGACGCUGAGAUGA
Messenger RNA from Periophthalmus magnuspinnatus, 1053 nucleotides. Its product is annotated as potassium channel subfamily K member 15-like. Gene Ontology annotation, molecular function: potassium ion leak channel activity. The record is from RefSeq and is a predicted model, not a curated record. The transcript has 4 exons. Lineage: Eukaryota; Metazoa; Chordata; Actinopteri; Gobiiformes; Gobiidae. Gene Ontology annotation, cellular component: membrane. The coding region runs from base 10 to 1053 and encodes 347 amino acids. Gene Ontology annotation, biological process: stabilization of membrane potential; potassium ion transmembrane transport.